GGGGCGAUGGCGGCCGCCUUGGGUCAGUCUUCUUCGCCCGGUUUCCUCGCCGUGAGUGAGCUUUGCCAGAACGGGCGGGAGACCUUUCUCGAGGCCUCGCGACUGCUCCUUAUCUACGCGGACAACAUCCUCCGGAACCCUUAUGAAGAAAAAUAUAGAUCAAUUAAGAUUGGAAAUCCAGCAUUUUCCACGAGGCUGUUGCCUGUCAGAGGAGCAGUUGAAUGUUUAUUUGAGAUGGGGUUUCAAGAGGGAGAUACUCACCUGGUUUUCCCUAAAGAAGCUUCAAUUGAGCAGCUACGUAAAAUCAGAGACUUAAUUGCUGGAGAGAGGAACAGCAGACUGAAUGAGUCAAAUCAAACCCACAGAACAGGAUCCUCUGAAACUGUGGCCAGCACUCAGACCGCUGCACAUCAGCCUUCAAGACCUGCUGACUCUGUUCUUGCCCCUGCUCGUCAGCAGCCAGAAACAUCACCUGUGCAAUCUCUUGAAGUGGCUGCAAAAAUCUUGAAAAUGCUUCAAACAAAAUUUAAGCAUCUUGUGUUGAUGUAUGAGGAUCCUUCUAUUCAGCAGAAAGCACUAGCUUCUAUUCCCCUCCAGCAAUUGAAAGGGAAGGCUCAGAAAAAGCUAGCACAAGCUACAAGACUGGACAAAGAUGCACGUGUGAAUGAAGACGACUUCUUGUUGUUGGAGCUCUUGGACUGGUUUAAGAAUGACUUUUUUCAUUGGGUAAAUAAUGUUCCUUGCAGCAGGUGUGGUGGGCAGACAGAGCCUAAAAGUGACUACCUGUUGCCCACUGAUGAUGAUCAAAGGUGGAACGUCAGUCGAGUGGAAAAUCAUUACUGCAAGCAAUGUCAGCACUGUAAUAGGUUCCCAAGGUAUAACCACCCCGAAAAACUUCUGGAAACCAGAUGCGGACGCUGUGGCGAGUGGGCUAACUGUUUUACGCUGUGUUGCAGAGCUGUUGGGUUUGAAGCUAGAUAUGUCUGGGACUAUACAGAUCAUGCGUGGACUGAAGUAUAUUCUUCAUCUCAGAAAAGAUGGCUUCACUGUGAUCCGUGUGAAAACGUCUGCGAUAAACCUCUUCUUUAUGAAACUGGGUGGGGAAAGCAGCUCUCCUACAUAAUUGCAUUCUCCAAAGAUGAGGUUGUUGAUGUCACCUGGAGAUACAGCUGUAAGCAUGAAGAAGUACUCUCUAGAAGGACAGCACUCAGUGAAGCUACACUACGUGAAACAAUUAACGCAUUAAAUAAAAGGAGACAACAAUCUUUGUCAGAAAAUAGAAAAAGAGAGCUCUUGGAAAGAACAAUUGUGGAGCUUGUUGAAUUCAUUUCUCCUAAAACGCCUAAACCCGGAGAAUAUGGUGGAAGGACAUCAGGUUCGAUGGCCUGGCGAAUAGCCAGAGGUGAAAUUGGUCCAGAGAAAAGAAAAGAAGUCGUUUUUAUUCCCUCUGAAAAGGAGAAGACGUCUAAACUCUUCCACCUCAUCUACAAUAUAGUAGAAGAUAGUUAUACACGGAUUUCCAAUAAUAAUGAAAAAAUAGGUGGCUGGGAAACAGCUGUAUGGAAGGCAGAGUCUAUCUGGAGAAAGGUGGAAACAGAUUGGAAAAUGGUUUAUUUAGCCCGAAAAGAGGGGUCAUCCUCUGCUUCCGUCAGCUGGAAGUUUGAGUGCAAGUCAGUCGGUCUAAAAAUAGAUAAUGUUUCAGUUAGGACAAGCAGUCAGACAUUUCAGAGUGGAAGAAUAAAGUGGAGACUUCACUCUCCAACAGCAGAAGUUGCUCUGAUAGGAGAUAAAAAUCUUUGCUCCUAUUCAGAUUUUUCUGGUGCAACGGAAGUUGUGUUGGAAGCAGUUCUAAGUGGAGGGGAUGGUGAAGCUGCCUGGCAACACACACAGCUGUUUAGAGACAGCUUAACAGGAUGUGAAGAAAAUUCCUUGGAGAUAAUUAUAACCCUCAGUGACCUCUGAGAACCUGAACUGAAGCGAUGUUCUUUGGAUUCCUUGAAGACGUUAUACCAUGGAUACAACAAGAAAAUUUGGUUGGCAGUUCCUGUUCAUCCUGCUGGCAGCUUAUUUCCUGUUUCACUGCUUCCAUUUAGCCAACUUGAAACUGCACAUGUAUUGAAUAGGUAAACAUCACAAUGAAAACCUCUUUGCUUUAAAAGCAAACACCAAAAUUAAGGGAUUAAACCACUAAAUACCCUUUUCUUAAACCUUAUGAUGAAAAGAAAUCAGUUUUUAGGAAGCAAAAUGUAAUCUUAAGAGCACAGAGCAAUUGUGAUUAAUUUUAAUUUGGAUUUUUGGGGUUGGCUUGCUGGGUUUUUUUUUAAAUAAUCUACUCCUUGGAAAAACAGUUUGAAUUCCAUUUAGAUGCUUGUGAUGAUUUUAAAAUAUUUUAAAGAAUAAUUGAAGACUUAGACAUUUUAAGAGAAAUAUAUGAUUUUACACAAUAGCCAGAAGAGCUGAAAUUAAGAUAAAUAUUGAAGCAUUCUUAGAGUGAUCUUGUGAUAUAUCUAAGUGUUAAACUCUCAUUUAAUACCUAGAAAUGUUUGGAAAUAGGAUGGUGUGCUAGGAAAACGAACACUUCUUUCAAAAUUAGUUUAUUAUGUAAAAUUGUCAUGGCCUGUGAUUGAGACUUAAACCUGAGUAAAAACAUCAGAUUUUUUUUCUAUGAAAAAAUAGAUUAUUCAUUAUAAAUACUUUUUAAUUAAAUAAAUUCAGAUUUGCCCACUUUUAAAAAGAUUUAUUAAGCUUGUAGGUUGAAAUUACUUUUUAAGCUAUUGUCUUGUGUCGCUUUGAAUGCUUUUCCCAAAUUUGAUGUAAAAGUAUAUACCGCUUUUCUGUUACUUAAUGCAGCAUUUAAAUUUCUUUGCAUUGAGUAUAAUAAAACCGGCCACCCAGGAGAUGUCAGAUGUAACAGCGCUGUGAAUAAAGUGAAUGUUCAGAUCAGAUAGUCCUUAUCAGACAAUUUGAGGAGGGCUAUGGAUGGAUUGUACAAGAAAUUUUCUGUUAUAGGACUGUAAUGCAAAGUUCAAACUAUAGUUUUAUUUUAAAAUAAGUGAAAAUCGGGUGAUGUUAUCAAGAUCAGUGUGUUUAAAGCUUUCUGUUCCUUUUUUUUUGACCCGACCACUGUAUUGAUUUGAAAUUAUUGUCAAAAAUAAUUUACAUUGAAAUAAAAGCUUGACUUCUCAACAGAUCUAAGCAAAUAUAGCAGCUACAGCUAACUUAAUAAAAUCAUACACUCAAACA
Phalacrocorax carbo (great cormorant) is the source of this 3243-nucleotide messenger RNA. The record is from RefSeq and is a predicted model, not a curated record. NCBI's taxonomy places the organism in Eukaryota, Metazoa, Chordata, Aves, Suliformes, Phalacrocoracidae.